Molecule: messenger RNA, 4705 nt
Organism: Rhineura floridana
Lineage: Eukaryota; Metazoa; Chordata; Lepidosauria; Squamata; Rhineuridae
Gene: DDX24
Product: DEAD-box helicase 24
Exons: 9
Coding region: 258-2687 (809 amino acids)
Cellular component (GO): nucleolus
Molecular function (GO): ATP binding; RNA helicase activity; nucleic acid binding
Source: RefSeq, a predicted model, not a curated record
UGUAACUGUAGAGAUCAGGAACUGGAAGGAGAGAGCUCCAAACUGGAAUAGGAGGGAGGAUGGGGAAAUCAGUAGAAGCCUGUUCUUUCUCGCCCUUAAUCGAGCUUUUGGGCUCCUAUUUAUUGUUCUAAGGCUGCAUCCCUAGAAAUGCUUAUGAUCACUACUUUAAUGUCUCGCUCUUCCUCUCUGGAGGUUAGAGCAGCAUAUAUGUUCCCCCGCCCCCCGGUUAUCUUCGCAAGAGCCCUGUAAGGCCAAUCAUGAAGCUCAAACGAGGAAACAAGUUUAAGACGCCAUCCAAAUUUAAACAAAAAGGCAUCAAAGUAACAGGGACAUGGAAGCCUGUUGAGAUUGACCCGAAUCUCUUUGCCGACGAGCAACUCGAAGGCUUAGUAUGCUUUGAGGAGCUCACGGAUUAUAAAUUGGUGUCUUCCUCAAAAACUGGAGAAGAAAAUGUCAAGAGGAAAAAAUGCAAUAGCAGGCCUAGAGAAGAGGAAGACCUUGAGGAAGAGAGUAGCACAGUUCCCAAAAAGAAGAGGAAGAAGGAGAAAAAUCUGAAACAUGAAGUGAGGAGCAAUGAUGAACCUAAAAUGGAAGAAGUGGUAAUUAAGCAGGAGUCCAAGUCCAAAGAGGCCAUCGCUAGUAAUGAGCAAGGUGAAAGUGUGGCAGGGGACACUACAGGCCUGAAAAGAAAACAGGUGAAGAAAAAGAGGAAGAGAGAAUUGAAGAAGAAAACACCAUGUCCUCCCCAAGAUGUCACGAAACCAGCUAAAUCUUCUACAAAGGCUAAAAAUUGGACGGCAAUUGAAUCUGCCAAUUCAGAUCAGAAAAUAGACAUGUCUGCAUGGAAAGGCCUCUUCAUUCCUAAGCCUGUUCUUCAGGCACUGAGGAACUUGGGGUUCAGUGCACCAACUCCUAUUCAGGCCCUGGCUCUGCCUUCUGCUAUUCGAGAUGGCAUGGAUGUCCUUGGUGCUGCAGAAACAGGAAGCGGUAAGACUCUUGCUUUUGCCAUUCCCAUGAUCCAUUCCAUUCUGCAGUGGCGCAAAUCGAAAGGUUUAGCAAGUGGAAGUGAUGGCCUGCUUGAAGAAGGAGGGGAUAGUGAGGAUGAGAAGACAAAGAAGGAAGCUAGUGAGGAAACGGAAGGCCUAAACCUGGAAAGGGAUGAAGCUCAUGGUGCUGCUGCUGAUGACAAAUCUCUGGCAACAGGCAACCUGAAGGUGUUGGAGGAUGCAGAAUGUGAUGUGGGUCCCCCAAAACAUGAUGAUGUUGCGCAUGAAAGCAGUCCUCUUCUUGGGUUGGUCUUAACUCCUACAAGGGAACUGGCUGUCCAAGUGAAGCAUCAUAUUGAUGCAGUGAACAAGUUCACAGGCAUUCUAACAGCCAUUCUGGUCGGAGGGAUGGCUCCUCAGAAGCAGCAGCGAGUCCUAAAAAGGAAGCCAGAGAUUGUAAUUGCAACCCCGGGACGACUGUGGGAGUUAAUACAGGAGAAACAGCCACAUCUCUCAAGCCUACGGCAACUCAGGUGCCUGGUGAUCGACGAAGCAGACCGGAUGGUGGAGAGGGGUCAUUUCUUAGAGCUCUCCCAGUUGCUGGAAAUGCUUAGUGAUUCGCAAUACAACCCAAAACGCCAGACAUUUGUCUUCUCUGCCACCCUGACUCUGAUCCAUCAGGCUCCGGCUAGAGUUUUCCAGAAGAAAAAAGCUAUCAGAAUAGACAAGAAGACCAAGCUGGAAAUGCUGAUGCAAAAAAUGGGCAUCAAGGGCAAGCCCAAGGUGAUAGACUUGACGAGAAAAGAGGCCACUGUGGAGACUCUCACGGAGACCCGGAUCCACUGUGAUACAGAGGAGAAAGAUUAUUACCUCUACUACUUUCUCCUUCAGUACCCAGGCAGAACCAUGGUUUUUGCAAACAGUAUUGAUUGCAUCAAGCGACUCACCGCCCUCCUGACUAUAUUAGACUGCAAUCUCUUGCCUCUUCAUGCGAACAUGCACCAGAAACAAAGGUUAAAAAACCUGGAGAGGUUUGCUGAACGCAACAGCUGCGCCCUCUUGACAACUGAUGUUGCCGCUCGUGGUCUCGACAUUCCUCAUGUGCAGCACGUCAUACAUUACCAGGUUCCCCGCACUUCUGAGAUCUAUGUGCACAGAAGUGGCAGGACCGCCAGAGCUUCGAAUGAGGGCCUGAGCUUGCUUCUGAUUGGCCCAAACGACAUGAUGAAUUUCAAAAGGAUUUAUAAGACACUGGAGAAGAAUGAAGAGCUUCCUUUUUUUCCUGUUGAAACAAAAUGUAUGACGGCAAUCAAGGAGCGGGUGAACUUGGCAAGACAGAUUGAGAAGAUGGAAUAUUUCAACAGCCGUGCAAAGCACCACAACUCUUGGCUCCAGCAAGCUGCAGAAGCACUUGAGCUUGAUUUGGAUGAUAAUGAGCUAAUAGGAGGUCAGCCCAACGAGCAAGAAGAGAGUGAGAAACAGAAGAUGCUAAAGGAGAUGAAGAAGCAUCUGAAACGCUUGCUCUCUCAGCCAGUAUUUAAAAACCUUAUGAAGACCAAAUACCCAACCCAGUCUGGGAAACUACUGGUGUCUGAUGUUUCAGGGGAGUGUUCCCAGUCUGCAUUGGGCGUCAUGUCAAAAGCACAAGUGAAGAAAAUCAAGAUGAAACCACGACAAAAUGUAGACAAGCUAAAUAACUGACAGGACAUUUGGGAUGCGACAUAAGGGACCCUUAAUUCUCCCCAUCUUAGUCACUGGGAGUUUUUAUGCACACGCCUGUACUGGAAUGCUUGCUGCUUCCUCUCCUGUUGCUUCUCUCAAAUUGGUCCAAGUACAUGUAAAAACAUCUGGUUCUUCCUGGUGCUGAGUUUACCUUACUUGCAAGUGAUGUCCCUGCAUCUUUUGUGUUUUAUUUGAAACACAUCAUCAGAAAGAACCAAGUGAGUGGAAAUGUUUGGAUAUGAUGGGGUUGGCAUAGAAGCAACUGCAGAGAUGGUAGUGAGCCCUUAGAUACAGGUGCAAAUAAAAGGUGUGUGUGUGACAGAGAGAGACAGCUGUGUAUCUUUUUACCAACUGCUGUUCCUCAUUUAAAUUGUGGGCCACUGCAUUAAAAUUUCUAAAGAGAGCCCUUUUAUUAUUUGUAACUCUUUAAAUUUUAUGUUAGCAUUUGAUGCUUCAAACUGCGGCAGCAGUCGAGCUUAUUGGAGAAAGAACAAACUAAAACAUGGCAGGGGAAAUCAGAGUGUGCCCUAUAUAAAAUAGAGAAUGCUUCCUGAUUUGUUUUUCUUAAACUUGUCCAGUUGAAGCCUUCAUUAAAAUAUUUGUGAAACUUUUUAAGCAUUUUUUGUUGCACCCAAAGCACAUAAAACAAGAUUAGAGCAGGCAAUAAGAUAACAGAAACAUUUUCAACAGACAGGGUUUUAUCCAAUGGUUGCAUGAGCAGGAGGCAGCUCAUAUAGCUCAUUUCCCACUGUUCAGGAGUGUCCUCAGAUCCUUUGGCAUGGGUGUGUGUGUGUUUUUUAAGGAGUGGUACAGAGGACUACAAGGAGAUAGAGGGAAGAGAACGAUCAGAGUGGGAAAAGGCAGCAACCACAUGGUUUUGUCGAUGUGUUUGAAAACAAAUUCCAUUUUCAGAAUUCACUGCCUUCAACAACUUAAAAACGUCACACGAGAUCGGUUGGAAGAAGUUCUGUAUAUAUCUCAUUUACAUCGGAAAAUUACUGACUUGGAAAACAGGAGGGUAGGAGAAUAAGCACGACUAUCCUACUUUGACAAUCUUUUAAAGAUCAUUUGGUUACAUCUAUGCUCUGCCACUCACAAAGUUGGAAUAGUUUACCAAAAUGUGUCAGAUUACAACUGCUAGUUGUCUGUGUGGAAAGAUAUGCUUCUCUCAGAGGAGGAGGAGGAGGAGGAUUUUGUGUUAGUUGGCUGCCCUGGAGGCUCUUUGAAGUCAUAUUCAGUGGGGUACUAAUCUUAAAAUAGUGAUGGAAUUAAUUCAUGAUUCACAAGGAUAUUUAUUCAUUCAUUAUUAAUCACCUUCCACAUACUUCCGUAUCUCAAUGCAAUAUACAAGGAACUAGCCAACAAUGGUGUGGACAGCAAAUGUAACAGAACAAUCUCAUGCUGAUUCCCUGUUUAUUCUUCCCUCCGCUUCCCACCCUUUCCCCUAUAGUUUCCCACGUCAAAUUUUAAAUUGUGAGCUCUUUGCGGCAAGGACUCAUUCCCUUAUAUUACCAUGCUUGGCAAUAUUGUUGGUUUUGUAGUAUUAGUAGUAAUAAUAAUACAUUCAUCUGCUUGUCAAGCUGGCAGCAUUGACCUGUACGGCCACAGUGUUGUGUUAACAUUUGGGGGAGGAGGGUGUUCAUAGAAAAAAUUGCAAUGUCAUUUCCCAUUUUAAAAAAGUAUUCUGAGUUAUUCUGAUCAGCUCUAUGUGCAUACAAACUGAUCAUCUUCUAAUACAGUGUGGCAACACCUACUGUUUGGAACACCCUGCACAUUAAUAUUAGGCAGGCGCCCUCACUGUAUUUGGGGGCAGUGGACAUGCUAAAAUCAUUUAAGUUUCAGCAAGCCUCCCCAGGCAUGUAAUUUUAACAUGCAUUUUUUUUUUUAGAAAUAAUGGUUUUAAAUUGGUUGCUUUCAUUUAUACCUUGAUUUUUAAAAAUUGUCAACUUGUUUUUAAUAUGUUCUUUUAUCUCUAUUUUAAUAAAUAUUUUAUAUUA